Penicilliopsis zonata CBS 506.65 is the source of this 2394-nucleotide messenger RNA. RefSeq lists its product as hypothetical. The transcript is spliced from 4 exons. The record is from RefSeq and is a predicted model, not a curated record. NCBI's taxonomy places the organism in Eukaryota, Fungi, Ascomycota, Eurotiomycetes, Eurotiales, Aspergillaceae. The coding region runs from base 1 to 2394 and encodes 797 amino acids.
AUGAAGACUUUCGUCACCGUUGCAGCUUUGGCUGCUGGUGCUAACGCACUGGUCAGCAGAGGAGAUAGCUGCUGUUUCCACCUGACCGCAUCUGGCGGCGCGUCAGGCACUGUUGGUCAGCUUAGUGACGGACAGAACCGCAUUGGCGGUGGCCUUUCUGCUGCAGAGUACUGCAUCAGUGAUGGCAAAAUAACCGAUAGCAGUGGCCGCGGUUGCAUCCUGACUCCCCCGACUACUCAGUUCCAGUGUGAUGAGGGAGCUUCCCCUACCACGGGUUUCUCAAUCAGCUCAGAAGGAGAGCUCGAGUAUAAUGGUAGUACUAAGUUUAUCGCCUGCGAAACCGGAGAUGACAAUGAGCGCAACAUCUACACCACUGACAGCUCCGCUCUCUCGAGCUGUGUUGAUAUCACCCUGAGUGCGGACUCUUGCUCUACGUGUGCUUCGAAGACCACGGUCGAGACCGCUACGGUUACUGUCACUGUCACUAUGAGUGCAGAGUGCACAACCUCAGCUGCUCCUCCCCCGGAGACCACCAGCGUCAAGACCACUACUGCUUCAGCUACAAAGCCUACGACGACUUCUACACUCAGUACAACUGAGGCGCCGCCUCCUGAGACCACUACGACAUCUGUUGCGCCUACUACAGCGAAGACUACCACAGCGAAGACUACCACGGUGGAGACUACCACCAGCUCUCCCAAAACGUCCACUACCUCGUCCGCAUCGGCUAGCUGCCCGACUGAUCUGAGUGGCACCUGGGAGUUCCCUCACCUAAUCAUCCCUAUUGAUUCGGCCAAGCCCAAAGAUGCUGCCGGUACCUCGUACUAUGGUACAGUGUCUUCGACCGUUUCUUCGCUCUUCAACUUUGAUAUUCCAUCCUCGGACUCCGGCAAGACCUGCUCUCUCAUUUUCCUCUUCCCCGAGCAGGCGGAUCUUGAGACCUCAUCCUACACCUUUAGCGGCAACGGCGAGAUCAACUUUGGUCUUUUGGAGUCUCCUGCCACCAGCUCCACCGACUACGACAACGCCCCUGCCAUCAAGACUGACUACGGUGUUUUCACCGUGGCGCCUGGCAACUCUUAUCUGAUCGCUACCUUCUCGUGCCCCGCUGGCGAGACAGUCGGCUACGAGCUGAAGAAUGCUGGUACCACAGACCUGAACUACUUCCAGGAUUACAACCCGUCUCCUGGCUGUAUCGUUGGAUUCUGGAUCCUUGACAGCGUCGAACCUUUCCAUCAACACUUUUCCCUGCGCAAUAUUUCUCUCCAAUACCCGUAUGCAGUCCACGAGCGGGUCCCCAUCUUUCUGGCCCUGUGCAUCUCCGGCGCCGCUCCCAUAGCCAUCAUCACCGUCUAUACCCUUUUGAUUGAUGGCUUAUUCUCGCACCACAAGCCACAGGACCCGGUUUCCCGGAAGCGGAAGCUGACGGGACCCUACCGGUGGAAAGAUAGACUGUGGGAGUUGAACUGCGGCGUGUUAGGCCUGUUACUAUCCCAGGCUCUCGCGUUCAUCAUCACCCAAGUGUUGAAGAAUGCCUGUGGGAAACCCAGACCGGACUUUAUCGAUCGUUGUCAGCCGUUGACCGGAAGCGAGGAUCAAAUGCCUUAUGGCUUGUCCAAUUCUACCAUCUGCAAACAGACCGACCAAGCGAUUAUGAAGGAUGGGUUUCGUUCAUGGCCGUCCGCUUCAUUCGCCGGAUUGUUCUACCUGUCGCUGUGGCUCACCGGCAAGUUCCAUGUGAUGGACAAGCGAGGGGAGACCUGGAAGACAUUGGUCGUCACAAUCCCCAUUUUAGCAGCCACGCUGAUAGCGGUGACACGCAUUAUGGACGCAAGGCAUCAUCCGUUUGACGUCAUAUCUGGCUCUCUCCUUGGAAUUGCAUGCGCCUGCAUGUCCUAUCGCCAGUACUUCCCGCCCGUCACGGAGGCCUGGAAAAAGGGCCGGGCGUAUCCGAUCCGGAGCUGGGCCACCGAGCCAUUACCGCCCGCUGCUGCCCGCUAUAACGAGUACAAUGAGAGCACUGUUGCCCUGCACAAUACCGAGGACGAGCAUAUCAAUACUCCUGAUGGUGUCCAAGGAAGUAGAGUGCCAGAGGAAGGUGUGCCAUCGCAAUUGGGCCUUUUCCACAGUCCUCCUUUACUGCACCCUUCAGAAGAAGAAACCCCCUUCUCAUCUUCGAACGCAUAUAACCGUCGACUUCGUGGAGACGAUGAUCAUUGGUCCUCCUCUAGUGAGGAUGUCGUGGAUGAUUUCGAGAUGCAUCACAGGUACACCGCGACUCAAAAUCCCGGAGCCGCCUCUGAAUUACCACAGUAUGAAGAUACGACCUACCCGGCCCAGCCUCAGUCUCUACCGGGGCGAUCUUUGACCACCCCUUCCGCCAACCAGCCUUGA